Molecule: messenger RNA, 2750 nt
Organism: Daphnia pulicaria
Lineage: Eukaryota; Metazoa; Arthropoda; Branchiopoda; Diplostraca; Daphniidae
Product: SID1 transmembrane family member 1-like
Exons: 20
Coding region: 18-2513 (831 amino acids)
Cellular component (GO): membrane
Source: RefSeq, a predicted model, not a curated record
UCGAUGGUUUGAAUGAUAUGGCUACCGCUACCGCCGCCAUCAAAUUAAAGUUCCUUUUGAUACCAGCUAUCGUUACUGCUUUGUUGGGAACGUAUUUUACUGCACUGUACAUCGACAGUCCCGCCAAGGAGAAAGCUAUUUUCAAACAAAAUAGUCAUUCAGUUGUCAGAAGAGACUUUAGAUAUGACACUUCAGUUAUCAACAAUCAGCAAAAGGUGAAUGUCGACGAAGAUGCGGAACUGUAUCAAAACUACAGUUUUAAUGUCAACUCAACAUUGGAAUAUAGGUUUAAGUAUUCAUACGAACAAGACCUUGCCUCGAAUCAAGCUAUAUCUAUCCAGGUCACUAGCAAACCUGUUAAUAGAGACAAUCCUGUUCAUGUAGUUGUUAAGCAACAAAAAGCAAUUGUUUCGUGGCAACUACCGCUUCUGUUAGAAACGUCAAGUGGAUCAUUUCAAGAAUACAGCAGUGCAAGCCGCCAGCUUUGCACUGAACGCAAUAACGUUACGGUCAAGCACGAAUUUGUUCUUGGUGUGUCAACAUCAAAUCCCCAAAAUUUAAGCGUUGUGGCUUCUGUUACUCCUGUUCAAGAUUUUGUGGUUAAAUUAGACGGAAACGGUACGGUCACGUUGGCGGCUUCUGAGCCUAAGUAUUAUCAAUUUUUGUUUCCGGUAAAUGUUACGCAUGUACUACUUACAGUUAAAUCGGAUGAUGACUACUGCAUGUUGGUUUCCGUUCAAAACUUAUCGUACCCUGCAGUGUUUGAUACGGAUCAGGAAUUACGGUAUGGUGGAAUUCGGCAAACACUUAUGAACAAAACUGGAAUGGCGAUAAGCCGAGAACGAUUCCCCGAUGGAUUCUUCGUUGUUUUCGUCGUCAAGGCUGACGAUUAUGAAUGCACAGGCAAGCGCACAGCUUCAUCGCCUAUGAGAAAGAAAACGGUUCAUUUUGCGAUUCACGAGAUGGUUAGUUACGAUAAUUACAGAUACGCUGUUUUCGGAGUUUUAGGAAUAUUUGCUAUCUUCUAUAUUGGAGUUUUCGUAUCAUUUUGUUUCAAUUGUGGAAAUACCGUACCCGCUGAACUACUGGAGCCGAGUUUAGUUGAAGUAGAGAACACAGCUUCAAGUCAUAGUCCCACAGCCGCUCCUGCCAUUAGUCCAACUCUUGACUCGACGGAUGUGGAAUCAGAACUUCUUAAUUCACUCUCAUGUUCCUCUCCGGACUUAAUCGGUGUUGAUCAAAUGUCUGACGCAUCUAGUGAUUUAAAUGUUAUUAGGACCAAAAAAUGUCUUGUCGUGGCCGAUCUUUCCCACAAAGGGUCGGGGUCCCAUGUCAAAAAUUCGUGGCUUUACAAGCGGCAUUUAUGGAUUGUCUCUCUAUUUUAUGCUCUACCUGUGAUACAGCUUGUCACCAUUUACCAAAACAUGAUGAACGACACGGGUGACCAGGAUCUGUGCUACUUCAAUUUUCUCUGCGCCCAUCCCAGGUGGAAUUUUACGGAUUUCAACCACAUCUACUCAAAUCUCGGUUACAUAUUACUGGGCAUCCUUUUCCAUGUCAGUACCGCGCACAGAAAAUUUCUUAGGCGAAAACUCUCAAGAGAAAAUCGCGAUCGGCUGGAAGAGCAUUACGGAAUUCCUCAACAUUACGGCCUGUUUUACGCUAUGGGAACGGCAUUAUUGGUCGAAGGGUUACUGAGUGCCUGUUACCACAUAUGCCCUACACGCGCCAACUUUCAGUUCGACACAACUUUUAUGUACGUGAUUUGCAUACUUUGUACGUUAAAGAUCUACCAAAGUCGCCAUCCAGACAUCAAUGCCGAAGCCCAGGAAGCAUUUAAGGUUCUAGCUGCCGUCGCUGUACUAUGCGUCUUCUCACUAUUUAUUGAGGACAUGUUGGUUUUUCAAAUCUUCGUCUUUUUCAUUCAUCUCUUCGCAUGUCUAGCUAUAUCUACUCGAGUGUACUAUAUGGGCACAUGGAAAAUGAACUUUGGAGCUUUCAAACGAAUUUAUUGUGUGUUUCGGAACGAUUUCAAAGCUGGACUAUCAAACUGCUGCCGACCAAUGUACGUCGAUCGAAUGAUCCUAUUGGUCAUAGGAAUGCUUACCAAUAUGGGUUGGGCGAUGUAUGGAUUGGUGUACCGUCCUCCAGAUUUCGCUUCCUACAUGCUUGGAAUCCUCGUCACUAAUCUGUUUUUGUAUUUCACUUUCUACAUCUUCAUGAAAGUGUGGCAUGGCGAGAAGAUCUUGUGUCACGCGAUAUUUCACAUGGUCUGUGCAUUUCUUUUUGGGAUUCCCGCGAUGUACUUUUUCAUCAACAACGCCGCCACUUGGAGUAAAACAGCUGCCCAAUCUCGAAUUUUCAAUCGAGAGUGUCAGGUACUCAGUUUCUACGACAAUCAUGACAUUUGGCAUUUCCUUUCGGCUGGCAGUCUUUUCUUUUUCUUGAUGACUCUUCUUACUUUGGACGAUGACCUCGCUUACACACCACGUGAUGAGAUUCCAGUCUUCUAAGGCAAUUUUUCAAUUUGUUUUUGUUUUAUGUUUUUUUUUUUUUGCAAUUUUUCUUUUAACAAGUAACCAAAGUAACCAAAGUCCGGUCAAGUCCGGGGAAUAGUGGCUUUGCGUUAACCUCAGACUCUUUGGCUUUACCGUGCUCAAGCCCAUGCUGCGAGGGCUCUUUAUUAAUCGCUUGCAUAGGCAGAAGUUGGUGAGUGCCAUUCACCUUGUUCUGCCACAUUUGUAUUAAUU